Molecule: messenger RNA, 2355 nt
Organism: Bursaphelenchus xylophilus (pine wood nematode)
Lineage: Eukaryota; Metazoa; Nematoda; Chromadorea; Rhabditida; Aphelenchoididae
Source: the annotation of a GenBank genome assembly
AUGUUGUUAUUUGUAUUGUUGGGACUUCUCAUCGGGGUUCGCUGUGAAUCACAGGGGAUCACUGCGUAUGGCCGAUUGACUUGCAAUGGAAAGCCACUGGUCGGCGCAAACGUCAAGUUCAUCGAGAGGGAUCGGUUUUGGUGUGAGUAACUUACAUUAGGGGAAAAAUUUUUACGUUUGGGUUUCAAAGUUUUGAUCGACUCUUGGUAAAAGCCUCUUCGCCACGGCAAGGCGGUCGAUCUUCGAAGAGGAAUUUCCUUUUUUGCCCGGAGGCGGGGAAAGGAACAACCCCAUGGAGCACUGAUACCCGGCGUUCAGUGAGAGACUGAAGAGACUUUAAUCUGAAUAAACGGACGAGAAACGAGAAAAAUAAAGAGAAAUAAAAGAAAAUAAGACAAAAUCGGAAAAAAAUAAAAUCAAAUAAUAAAAAUUCACCGGUAAAAUAUUUUUUAUUUAAUAAACAAUUUUUUUGGAUUUUUUUGUUUUUUAUUCUAAAUUAAAAAAAUGAUAAAAAAGAUUUUUUGUUUUUUUUUAUUUUUAUAAUCAAAAAUUACUAAAAAAUCCCCUCAAUAAUUUUCGAAACCCGCUAAGACUUCGUCCCAAUUAUCUUCGGCCAGUUUGGCCUCCGAAACCUCGGGCGCAGCUCGGGCCUCUUCGGCCGGUUCAAUGCCAGCAAUUUGCAUGGCAUCUUGCAAGAAGUCCUCGCUUGGAGCCUCCAAACACGUCUCCAAGCUCGGACUCUGCUCAAUUUGCCCCGAGGGCAUAUUAUUUCAAUUUACAAAAUUGUUACAAUACCCCUCAGGGAUCACUGGAUUGCAGUAACCCAUCUGCGGAUAAUAGUUCGCUGAUGUGUUACUGUAAUCCCAUGAUCCCUGAGGGUUACUGUAAUAGUUUUGUGAUGGCAAACAAUAGUUGCCCGAGGCAAAUUGAGCCUUUCUCUGGGCGGGGGCACUACAUGCUCCCUGAAUAUCCAAAGUUUCGCUUGGAUAUCCAGGGUGCAUAUAUUGUACAUGCCUGGAGCCACUUGCAAAUUCAGCCGAAGGGGACCCCUCCCAGCUACCGUACCCCUCACUUACCUCUGUUAACUUACGUGGCCUUCCUGGCUUCCUUGGCUUGUCUUCCUUCUGGCUCUUCUUGCUUCUGGCUCGGUGGUUCGCGAAGUACACCUUAAUGGUCUUCUCCGGCAGGCCAGUCGCUUCUACCAGCUGCGGCAUUCGCGAGCCUAUCUCUUGGUCCUCCGCGAACGCCGCAGCCAGUGUCUGCUCCUGGGCUUGCGACCACUUGGUGCGGGCCCAUCUCUUCUCCUUCUUCUUCUCCACUCUUCCGCUCUGGACUCGGCCAAUUCCUCCUAAAUGUAAAUUUGAGGCCAAAUUGGCCUCCACGACAAAAUUACCCUCAGGGAUUAAAACUGGGACCGGUCCUGGCCACCCCGAAGAGGUAGCCUGGACCGCUGAGGGGUCAUAAAUGAUCGGGAUAUAAGAAAAAGAGGGGGUUGGGACGUUAAACAUGAUGAUUUUUGAAAACAAAUCAAGAAAACUUGAAAAAAAAUUCAAAUCACCGCGCAGUAAGCUGCAAGAUCAAAGAAUAAGCCUAUAGGCGCCGAGUUUCGACCCUUGCGCAAAUUUCUGUCGACGUGCCACGCCCCUUUCUAGCUUAUUAUUGCGCAGAAACAUGCGUUGCGCAGAAAUUUUAGGCUUAUUUUCUUGCGUAAUCGCACAUUUUCGAUUUGAAAUUUUUUUCUGCUCUUUCUUUUUGGGAUUUCGAAAAAGGACUUUUGUACAAGUAAGAUCUACUUUUACUUGUUAUAAACAAGUUGUGCAGCAGUUACAGCAAUUUCGAAGGGUUGAUGAGAUUUCUAAUCCAAGUGUAAUAUAAUCAUCAAAAAUUGGUCAGGUUUCUAUACCAAAAAUAAAAAAAAUUUCGCCGCUUUUUGUCAAAAAAUUAUAUUUUAUCAUUUCAGUAGACCCUAACGACCUUGUAGCCAACGUAAAAACGGACCAUGAGGGUAAUUUCCACAUAACUGGAAGGACCGAUGAGCUGACGAGCAUCGAGCCAUACCUACACUUUUAUUACCGAUGUGACUCAAAGGCAAGGUUUUUUACUCUUUUUAUUCAUCUCUCCAAGAAUUUUUUUAUUUUUUUGGAUGAUGGGCAAUCUGCAAAAAUCUUACGGAAUUUUUUUAUUCCUAUUUCUCCCUGACGGUACCAUCCACUGUUUUCUUUUCAGGAAUGUGAGCACUUUUCCAUCCGCGUAGAGGACAAGUACAUUGAGUCCGGCGACAUUAUUCGGCCGUUCAAUUUCGGAAACAGAGAAGUUGUCAACAUCACCGGAGUGUUCAGUCAUCUCUCGUGCUGA